AUGCGUGUUAAAGUAUAUCGUGAACAGAAAAGUGGUAAUUGGUGGUUAUCCAUUGACCGCGAAAUGAUAGGGUACUGGCCGAAUGAGCUCUUUACUCAUCUAGCACACGAUGCUUCUCUUGUCAGAUACGGUGGAAUAGCAGGGGCAGUAUCCGGAAUCCCAAGUGCUUCAGUGGGAAAUGGAAAUUUGCCAUCGAUCAGUUUUAGUAUCAAACAGUCCGGAUGGAUGAAUGAAAUGAAGGUCUAUAAUGAAUCAGGAUUACCUGUUUUCUUCGACUUUUAUAAAGUAUACAAGAAACAAGAUACAACAGCGGAUUGUUAUAACCUUAACUACAUAUUUUCUAAUUACAACAAGUUUAAUGCUAUAAAGUAUGGGGGUCCAGGCGGAUCUAAUUGUUCCUAA
This is a messenger RNA of Papaver somniferum (opium poppy), 402 nucleotides long. RefSeq lists its product as uncharacterized. The record is from RefSeq and is a predicted model, not a curated record. NCBI's taxonomy places the organism in Eukaryota, Viridiplantae, Streptophyta, Magnoliopsida, Ranunculales, Papaveraceae. The transcript is spliced from 2 exons. The coding region runs from base 1 to 402 and encodes 133 amino acids.